Messenger RNA from Geodia barretti, 1803 nucleotides. Lineage: Eukaryota; Metazoa; Porifera; Demospongiae; Tetractinellida; Geodiidae. The record is from the annotation of a GenBank genome assembly.
AAGGGCCUCAUCCUUGCAGAGACAGCUCAAUGUCAUCAGUAUACACAAGGUCUUAAAAGAUCUACAUUUGAAUCUUCAUGGCAUGAUUAACACCCUCACUCAGACGGGGAAGUAGCUCAGUAGUUGGUGUGGGCUAGUUCUUACAGAACCUCCACUUCCUGAUGCAGGGUGUACGAGAUGGAACUUCGUCUGGAGACUCCACUCAAGUUCCAACAUCCCUGCUACGAGGUCCUCACUUGGUUCGCUGCUCAAAAUCUCCUGAAGGAAAUCAAAGAGGUGAGGAGCAAUGGGGAAGUCCCUGCUAAUUAUCUGCUGGAGGGACUGAAAGAGAUGGCCUUUGUACUCGGCUCCUGGACUCGGACCAAAGAAAUACUGCAGAAGCAUCAGUCACAGAUACCUCUCAACCUAAACCAUGGCCAGCUGAUAGAACAGCUCUCCGGGACCGUCUCCAAACUAGAGGUGUUGGCCCAGCAGGAGACUGACCGGAGCAAGGAGCUGCCGGGAGGGUUUGGCUCUCCCCAGAAGUCCCCACGCAAGUCCCCCGGCUCAAAACUGAGGAGCGAUUUGCAGAAGACGGCUCUGACUAUGAGACUAGCUACCUCUGCCAGUCAUGUCCUCACGACAAAAGAAGAUGAUCAGAAAAUAUUCAUGAAAUUAUCAGUGCCGCAGACAAAGAUAGUGUCCAGUUCAUCGAACAAACACCCUUACCCUGGGGGUGAGGACUCUACCACCGAUACAGGAGGGAGGGAGAGGGGGGAGAAGGCAGGAAGGGAGGAGGUGGUGAUGGCUAGUGGCCACAGGAGGAGAGAGAGUGGGGGAGAAGGAGGGAGGGGAGGAGAAGGGGAAGCCAAAAGGAGAGCUGGGAGAUUGAACAGGAGGACGAGGAAGAAAUGUAUGAAGGAGGAUGUGCAACGUAUGUUGACGAGGAAGGUGAGGAGGAUUCAGGGAUGAUGGGAGAUGGAGGGUCCACACAAGGCCACAAGAGACGCUCUGAUGAAGACGAUGAUGACCUCUGGAGACCUCAGGGUCCGGUUACACUGGUGAAAGGCUCCGUGGCCAGCACUUCUCGCAAGAAGAGGAACGUCAGGAAACAUUCGUUUGACAGAUCUCUGUCGGCCAGCUCAGCCAAGAUGGCCAGAGUGGACGACGACAAGAAACCGACACCAACACCUCCCCCUGUUAGUCACACGUACAUGACCGCAGCAACAGUCUUAGUGAUGUAAUUAUGUACUAGCUUCUGGGAGCUUUCCACUGAAUGAAUGUGGGGAGUAGUGCAUACUAGUUUCCGAGAAGACUGCAAUGCUAUUGAAAGUGCUGGUGCAGGAAAUACUCUAUAGCCUCCCUGAUUUCUAUGUUGUUUCCCAUGUUAUUUUAUGCUUUAUACUAGCAUGAAACUUCAUGGGGGGAUACGGCAAGGAAAUUUUGUAGGGGGGCCAGUAACCACCAAACUUUUUUUGCGAAAGUAUUUUUUGCUUCUGAAACACGUCCCUCUUAAAAGUUUCCAGCUAUAGUGAAAAGAAUUUACCUUGGUAAGCACUUACCAUGCAUGGGUAGAGUGUAUGACUAGUCUCCUAUGGUUUGUUCUCCACUGACAGCAGUCUGGAGGGAGGGCGGGGCUGGUAGGAGGGGCCAGGGCCACAGAUCCAGUUCUGGGAGGAGGAUCGCUGGCUGUGAGACCCGAGACCACAUCCUUCAUCCCCACCCCCUCCUCCUCAUCCUCCACUGACUCUCCUCUCUCUCACAACUCACAGAGAGCCAGAGCUACUGGUGAGUGGGCCCUAUAGUUGGCGAGCGAUAAUUAGA